Botrytis cinerea B05.10 is the source of this 7249-nucleotide messenger RNA. RefSeq lists its product as hypothetical. The coding region runs from base 53 to 7108 and encodes 2351 amino acids. The record is from RefSeq and is a predicted model, not a curated record. The transcript has 8 exons. NCBI's taxonomy places the organism in Eukaryota, Fungi, Ascomycota, Leotiomycetes, Helotiales, Sclerotiniaceae. Gene Ontology annotation, molecular function: ATP binding; helicase activity; ATP hydrolysis activity.
GACAAAAAGAAUACCUUUUUCUUGAGCAUUAUUCACAAUCUUCACAGUCUUCAUGGCUUCCCUUGUCGACGACCCUCGGGUCGCUCGCCUUGAUCGUUUCUUCCAUGACGUUAUUAACGGACGAAGGAUCCUAUCCUCUGUCCGAGAUGGAAAAACUUUUAUUGAAGCAAUCUGCUCUCAGAAAGAUCCAGCUACAACAGCUUAUAAACUAUUAUCUGGGCCAUCGGGCCUUGAUGCAAUCCAAGCUUCGAUGCGUUUUGACACUACACCAUCGUUCCUCAACGAAACCUCUGUUCUCUUACUUCAAUAUUUACAAUCGCCACUCUUGAAAGCCAUCAACUCCGGAUUAAGUUUAUCAGAGCUUGUUACCGCGAUAGCCGAGCCUCCCUUUUUCUGGGACGGAUUCGUCAAAGCAUUCAAGACUGGGCAACUGAAUGAAGAGGCAUCCUAUUCAUUUGCGUGGCUUUUACUCGAGCUCAUCAGUCGUCCUGGAAAGUCACCAACUACUUAUGUCCUUGUGGCGAAAUCCCCCGGUAUCUUGGAUGCGAUUCUGUCAUCUGCAGACGGAAAAUGUAGAAAUUUGGGUCAGAAAAUCAAUCACACCCUAUCCUUGGAUGCAUCCGACCUUGACAAAGACCUCGACGUUGGGCCCGGUGGAAGACACAAUAACGACCAUGCGAACCACCGAGAAAUUUCAAUCAUGCCCACAGCAGAUGAACUUCUAUCUAAGGAACUGCCAUUUCUACGUACCCCGGACACAUACCUCAAAAAUGCAGAUCCCACUCGACUGGGAAUCCAUAUUGAUAACCAAUUUCGGCUUCUUCGUGAAGACAUGCUGGGCGAAAUUAGGGAUGAGGUUCAGAAGCUCCAAGGCUCGAAAGCGGGAUACCAUCGAGGUCUAACAUUCGACAAUAUUCGAGUGGCGAGCAUACAUAUUAAAGGAGAUAAGUUCCGAGAGCCAUGGGGCCUCAUGUUUCAAUGCCAAGAUGAGCUACCGUCUUUGAAAAAAAUAGAUUCUAAAAAUCAAAGCAAGCGCGUCAAUUAUCUCAAGGAGAACAGGAACAUUCUUAGGCAAGGAACAAUCGGAUGCUUGUUUAUUGAUGGUGAACCUGUCGCCUUUCCAUCUAUCGAUAGAAACGAGGAAGAAUUGGCAAAAAAACCUGCUAACAUUGUUUUGCAAUUUCAAGAUGAGACAACUGUAUCAAGAACUUUGAUAAAACUCAAGGUGGCUCAAAAGGUCAAAUUGGUGCAAAUGGACACAUCAAUCUUCGGCUUUGAACCAUUUCUGAGGCGCCUGCAAGAUAUGAAUGACGUUCCUUUGGCCGAGAAGCUUCUUUCAUGGAGUGAGGACCAGUUCGAUUCUGGACCGCCAUUUCAGCCUUUACAACUGAAAGAUAAGAUAGAAAGAAGUUCUGGGAAAGAUCUAAGUUCUCUUCUCUCGACGGGAAAGUCAAUUAUUCUUGAUGACUCUCAGAUUCAAUCUCUACUUGCUAUCUUGUUCCAAAAAGUCAGUUUGAUUCAAGGGCCCCCAGGCACAGGAAAAUCAUUUAUUGGAGCUCUAGGGGCGAAAAUAAUCCACAACUUCACAUCUGAAAUAAUAUUGGUCGUGUGUUACACAAACCACGCGUUGGACCAAUUCCUCGAAGACCUUAUGGACAUCGGUAUACCACCUUCUGAUAUGAUACGACUUGGCGCAAAGUCCACCCCUCGAACGCAGUCGUUAUCACUUAGCAAACAAGGUUCAUCAAAACUUGAUAACUCCCAAUGGAAUCGGAUCCGCAAACUAGAAGAAAGUCUGCGUCGACACGAGGAGCGAUUGAAGAGUGCUUUCACAAGAUAUUACUCUACUAAUGUGAGUAAGCAACAAAUAUUGGAUUACCUUGAGUUCCUAGAUGAUAUCCCAUUUUACGAUACUUUUCUGGUACCACAAACGACCACGAAUGGUAUGACGAAGGUUGGGAAGAAGGGUAAAGCUGUGGACAAAUUCUACUUACUUGAUAGAUGGACCAGAGGGCAAAUGAAUGCCGGAUCCUUUGAACAUUUACAGCACAAGAACUCGAAACUUGUUUGGGGUAUUAGCCCUGAUCAGAGGGCAAGGAUGCUUUCAAGUUGGAAGUCGGCUGUUACAGAGGAGAUGGUUGCAGAAUUGGAUAAAAUUGGAAAGCAGUUCAAUGCCGAACAGGCAGAGAAAGACAAACUUCUUGGACAAAGAGAUGUAAACAUCAUUAAGUCAAAGAGAAUCAUUGGCUGUACAACUACUGCAGCUGCAAAAUACUCUACCGCGAUUCAAGCAGCAUCUCCUGGAGUCUUGUUGGUUGAGGAAGCUGGAGAGAUUCUUGAAGCUCAUAUCUUUACAGCCUUGGGGAGGAAUACUGAACAGCUGAUCCUCAUCGGAGACCAUAAACAACUUCGUCCGAAGUGCAACACGUACGGCCUCAAAGUUGAACAAGGCGACGGAUACAACCUGGAUAUGUCUUUGUUUGAGAGACUCGUACUUGAUGGUUUCCCACAUGUUACCUUGACAAAACAGCAUCGUUCUCGACCGGAGAUAUCGUCAAUUAUUAGGCAUCUUACUUACCCUGACUUAGUUGAUGCCGAUUCAACAAAAAAUCGGAAAGAUCUCGUCGGGUUUAGAGACAAUCUUAUCUUCGUAGAUCACACGUCUCCGGAACACGAUAUGAAUGUCAGAGAGAUGAGGGAUAAUGUGGAGUCGACAUCUUCCAAAAAGAAUGAUUUUGAAGCCGACAUGAUACUCAAAUGCGUCAAGUACCUUGCUCAACAAGGAUAUGGUUCGGACAAAUUGGUUGUAUUAACCCCCUAUGUAGCUCAGCUUAGAUUGCUGCUCGAUAAACUCGGGAAAGAAAACGAUCCCGUCCUUAACGACUUGGAUAAAUUCGAUCUCAUCCGUGCUGGCCUAUACAUUGACACUGGCGUUAAAGCUUCCAAGCCGUCACUUAGAAUUUCCACUGUUGACAACUACCAAGGUGAGGAAAGCGAUAUAGUCCUCGUUUCUUUAACCAGAAGUAAUUCUAGACACGAUAUUGGCUUCAUGUCGCAGCCUCAACGCCUGAACGUUCUAGUUUCUCGUGCUCGAAAUGCGCUAAUUAUGAUUGGCAACUCUGAAACUUUCAUACAAUCUCGGAAAGGAAAUAUCCUAUGGAAGAAUUUCUUUGACUUAUUGAAAGAUUCAGGCCAUUUCUAUCCUGGUUUUCCUGUAAAAUGUGCGAAUCAUCCUGAUCGAACGGCAACUCUGACAACACCGGAGCACUUCGAAGAACAGUGCUCAGAUGGCGGGUGCAAUGAACCUUGUGGUGCUCUAUUGAAUUGCAAUACUCAUCAUUGCCCUAGCAAAUGUCAUCAAGUUUUCGAUCACUCUAAAAUGCUAUGUAUGGAGGUCUUACAGCAAAAGUGUCCUGAAGGACAUACAAACAAAUCGAAGUGUCAUGAAAAUCUUCCAAUGAAAUCCUGCCCUAAGUGCGAAAGGGAAAAGCAAGAUGCUGCUAAACAGGCAAAGAAAGAAUUAGCUGAGCAGCUGCGACGAGAUGAAAUGCGGCAAAAACAUCAGAAAGAACUUGAAAAUCUCCAGAAAGAGUUGGAUAGGGUACAUCAAGAAAUUCAAGACUCCCAGCUGAGAAAAGAACAGGAUAUAGUUCUAGCACAGAAGAGAAUGGACCUAUCGGCGAUCAAAGAUCGUCUAAAUCAAAUUCAGUCGACACCGAUAGUAAAUAGCUCGGCAUCUACCACCAAGAGUAAAUCGCCGGCUACUGCUGCUGCUUCCCCCAUCAUUCACAGUGGAAUACCUACCAGUACCUCAAAUACUAAUCCUUCGCAACCCCGCGCAGUUCAAGCACAGUCCCCUCAGAAAAGUAAGAAUGUUCCAAAAAAGCUUCAGACGCGAGUUGGCCAGAAAGUUUCGGCAUCCAAGAAAGAUUGGCAACGACAAAAGGACCAGGAGAAUGCAAUAAAUCCAGCCAUAGACAAGAUCAUGGAAAUGAUUGGCCUUGAAGAUGUAAAAUCUCAGGUACUUCGAAUCAAAGCAAAAGUCGAUACUUCAAAGCGCCAAGGGACAAAUCUCAAAAAGGAAAGAUUGGGCUUGAUUUUAUUGGGCAAUCCUGGAACUGGUAAAACAACGGUAGCGAGGCUCUAUGCAAAGAUCCUGACAACACUCCAAGUUCUUCCCGGCGAUGAAUUUGUUGAAACAACUGGGAGUCAUCUUGCGCAUGGCGGGGUAAAUGAUGUCAAAAAGCAUUUAGCCAUUCUUGACAGUGCUCAAGGCGGAGUUUAUUUCAUUGAUGAAGCUUACCAAUUGACAGAAGGUCAUAACGUCGGUGGUAAGACAAUCUUGGACUACCUUCUUACAGAAAUAGAAAAUCUUGUGGGUAAAGUUGUUUUCGUCUUCGCCGGAUAUCGCAAGCAAAUGGAGAAGUUCUUCGAGCACAACCCCGGUCUACAAUCACGCCUACCGUACACGCUUCAUUUUGAAGAUUAUACCGAUGCUGAACUCCUUGAAAUGUUGCAAUAUCAGAUCCAUAAAUUUUAUCCAUCUCCGAUGAUGAUAGAAGAUGGCCAAGAUGGACUUUACAUGCAAAUUGCGGUGCAAAGACUAGGUAGGGGAAGAGGCAGAGAGGGUUUCGGAAAUGCGCGAGCUCUAGAGAAUAUGUUUGCGAGGAUUCGUGAACGUCAAGCAGAUCGCUUGACAGAAGAGCGCAGGGAUGGUCUGGGUCCAGACGACCAUCUUAUCACCAAGGAAGACCUGAUAGGACCAGACCCAUCUCAAGCAAUUUUGAAGUGCAAGGCAUGGGAUGAGCUUCAAAGUCUUACUGGUCUGAAAUCUGUCAAGGACUCCGUAAACUUCAUGAUCGAUGUUAUCAAAGCGAACUACGAACGGGAGCUGAAACAGAGACCAAUCAUUCAGGUGUCAUUGAACCGUGUAUUCCUUGGCUCUCCGGGUACUGGUAAAACAACAGUGGCCAAACUAUAUGGCCGCAUUCUUUCAGAUCUGGGGAUACUGAGCAAUGGAGAAGUGGUUACGAAAAAUCCGGCCGAUUUCAUAGGCAGCCAUAUAGGACAAUCGGAAGAAAACACAAAGAAUAUUCUUGCUACUACAAUUGGGAAAGUCCUCAUCAUAGACGAAGCAUACAUGCUUUAUCCUAGCUCCAAGGGUAGUCAUGGUGGACAUGGCGGCUCUGACAUCUUUAGAACAGCAGUGAUAGACACGAUCGUUGCCGAAAUACAGAGCGUACCUGGUGAUGAUCGAUGUGUGUUGCUUCUAGGCUACGAAGACAAAAUGAGUGAGAUGUUUCAAAAUGUGAACCCAGGCUUGACGAGACGUUUCCCUCUUGCAGAUGGCUUUCAAUUCGCCGACUUCAAUGACCAAGAGCUCGAGGAAAUUCUACAACAAAAGCUGAGUGUAUAUGGGCUCGAAGCAACUCAAAAAGCAGUAUCUGUUGCCAUAGAUUUACUCGCACGAGCCCGAAACGGGCUUAAUUUUGGAAACGGGGGUGAUGUGGAGAAUUUGAUAUCCAAGGCAAAGAAAAACUAUCUAUCUCGACAGUCAAAAUUGCCCAUUGCUCAACGAUCGAUUGAUUUCUUGUUUGAGCCAGAAGACUUUGAUCCAGAUUUUGAUCGAGCAUCUGGUGCGGAGACAAAUCUAAAAGAUCUUUUCAAAGAUGUCAUAGGAUGCGAUACUAUCAUUGCGAAGCUGGAUGGAUAUGUGAAAGUGGCAAAAGGCAUGAGAAAUCUGGGGAAAGAUCCUCGGUCACAAAUUCCAAUGAAUUUUAUAUUUAAAGGCCCUCCAGGAACUGGGAAGACUACAACAGCACGAAAAAUUGGUCAAGUUUACUACGAUUUAGGGUUUCUGUCAGAGGUAAAAGUUGUUGAAUGUUCCGCAUCAGACCUUGUUGGUCAAUAUGUUGGGGAUACUGGCCCCAAAACAAUUAAACAACUUGAGCUUGGCCUAGGGAAAGUUCUCUUCAUCGACGAAGCAUAUCGACUUGGGCAAGGACACUUCUCUCAAGAAGCUAUUGAUGAAUUGGUUGAUUCCAUGACUAAACCGAAGUUUUCCGGUAAAAUGAUUAUAAUUCUUGCAGGCUACGAAAAAGAUAUGAAUACGCUGCUUACAAAAAAUGAAGGCUUGAAUAGCCGAUUCGCUGAUGAGAUAAACUUUCCGGCUCUUAGCCCCAAAGAUUCUCUUCUCGUUCUACAAAAUGCCUUGGAAAAGGAAAAUAUCUCCAUCGAUGGGUUGAAAGAUAUAACCGAUCACCAACCUUUCUUGGAAUUGAUAGCAGAACUCUCUAAAUUGCCUGCUUGGGGCAACGCAAGAGAUAUGAUCACACUCGCUAAGAGCAUGACACGUGCAUUCUACCAAUCUGCCACGAAUACUUCGUCUAAUAAUCCCAAUAUCAAUCUAUCAUACGAUGAUGCCAUGGCUUCUAUUCAAGCUAUGAUUAAUAGCAAGAAAGAUAGGGCUUUUGUGCAAGGACAACCAAGGGGUAAUUCGUCGAAAAAUCUACCAGUCAUGAGCAAUAUUCAACAACCGCCUACACCGCCUUCAACUUCUGUUAAUACUUCUACCUCGACUAAGAAUGCAUCCAAUAAAAAAGAUGAUGACAAGCCUCCCAAGCCCUUGUUCGAAGAUGACGAACUGGAUGACGACGAUGGUCGUGAUACUGGGGUUUCCGACGCAGUAUGGACUCAACUACAGCGGGACAAAAAGGCUGCCGAAAAAGAAGCCCAACGCUACGCCGACGAAAUGCGCAAGAAGCAAGAAGAGAUACAAGCACUUCAAGAAGCCGAGCGAAAGGCUAGAGAGGAAAUGAUGCGAGAAAUCCAAGCAAGGAACGAAGCCGAACGUCAAGAGCAACUUCGCUUGCGCGAGGAAGCGCGACUUCGUGAAUUGAAAGCUAAGGCCGAGAGAGAACGCCUUGAGCAGGAACGAGAACGCAUAAGAUUGGAAGAGGAACAGAGAAGAAAAAAAGAGGCUCAAGCACAGGCAAAAUUGAGAAAUCUGGGGGUUUGCGUCAUGGGGUAUCAGUGGAUUAAACAAGCUGGUGGGUAUAGGUGUGCCGGGGGAAGCCAUUUUGUAUCGGACUCUCAAUUGGGGAUGUGAGGACAUGAAUGAGAUGGCGGAAGUGAAGCUCUCUUUUCUUAGGCUUGUAGGUUUUGAAUAUGGGUUUAUCUACUUAAGUACUUGUUGUUUCUUGACUUUCAAUUUUAACGGGACAUCCGAUACCAUGUCAUCCACCAUCCA